AUGGUUCACUGCCCGAUUUGUGAAAAGUCGGUUCCACAACUGAAGAUCAAUGAUCAUAUCGACUCCGGCUGUCAGAAUUUCAUCGAACCAUCCUCUCCAGGCUCCCAAAAACCAGUCCCCAGCAUCUUCCAACCACCCUCGGCACGCAAAGCUUCACAGUCAACUACUACGAAGGAACCAAACCCGGUCACCCCACGACCCCUGAAUGGCAAGAGGUCAUUUGUCCACGAAAAUGAACCACAAACAGCAGGACCGAAGCCAACAAACGGGGACGUCAAAGAACCACAGGCAAAGCGUCCCAAGGUCAAUGCUUUCCAUAAAGCAGCGCCUCUGGCGGAACGCAUGCGGCCCAAGACCCUAGAAGAAGUGUGUGGCCAAGAACUCGUCGGCCCGGACGGGGUUCUCCGUGGACUUAUCGAACAAGAUAGAGUACCAAGUAUGAUUCUGUGGGGUGGUGCAGGGACAGGGAAAACGACGAUUGCCCGAGUAAUUGCGUCGCUGGUCGGCAGCAGAUUCGUGGAGAUCAACAGCACGAGCAGUGGUGUGGCAGAAUGCAAGAAGAUUUUUGCCGAAGCCCGCAGUGAGUUGGGCCUUACCGGAAGGAAAACGAUCAUCUUCUGCGAUGAGAUUCACCGCUUCUCAAAAUCACAACAAGAUGUUUUUCUGGCCCCUGUAGAGAGCGGCCAGGUCACGCUCAUCGGUGCCACGACGGAAAACCCAUCGUUCAAAGUCCAAAAUGCACUGCUCUCGCGGUGUCGCACCUUCACUCUGGCGAAGCUCACCGAUGAGGACAUCACUUCGAUUCUUCAGCGUGCUCUCCGAGUCGAAGGCCCGAGCUAUGCACCUUCGGGACUAGUCGACGAUGAGCUGGUGCGGUAUCUCGCUCGAUUUGCGGAUGGUGAUGCUCGGACCUCGCUGAAUCUACUCGAAUUAGCAAUGGAUCUGUCAAAGAGACCUGGAAUGGACAAGGAUGUUCUGAAAAAAUCACUGACCAAGACACUGGUCUAUGACCGUGCUGGAGACCAGCACUAUGAUACGAUUUCCGCCUUCCACAAGUCGAUUCGAGGCAGCGAUCCAGAUGCGGCGCUCUACUACCUUGCUCGCAUGAUUCAGUCCGGCGAGGACCCGCUGUAUAUCUCCAGACGGCUCAUCGUAGUCGCUUCGGAGGAUAUCGGGCUGGCUGACAACACGAUGCUCUCGCUUGCCAUCGCCACACAUUCCGCGGUGGAAAAGAUCGGGCUCCCAGAGGCACGAAUCAAUCUUGCACAUGCGACCGUGGCCAUGGCGCUGUCAAAGAAGAGUACGCGGGCGUACCGUGGAUUGAAUAACGUGAAUGCCGCGUUGAAUGAGCCAGGAAUCGCAGGGCUGCCGGUUCCUGUCCACCUGAGAAAUGCCCCGACCAAGCUCAUGAAGGAGCUUGGAUACGGCGCUGAGUACAAAUACAAUCCAAACUACGUCGAUGGGAAGGUACAGCAGGAUUACCUGCCUGAGCAACUGCUUGGUCGUACUUUCCUGGAGGACUUGGACUUGGGGACGCAAAGAGACCGAGACCUGAACAUCUCACGGCGGUAA
This is a messenger RNA of Penicillium salamii, 1572 nucleotides long. NCBI's taxonomy places the organism in Eukaryota, Fungi, Ascomycota, Eurotiomycetes, Eurotiales, Aspergillaceae. The record is from the annotation of a GenBank genome assembly.